ACGGAGCAUGGAACCGGAGACAUGGCAGUGCCCUUAAUCCCGUUUUUGCUGCUCACGCAGCAAACCCUGGCGCCCACGUUCGCCAUCUGCUGACGCCUACCGAAGACUCCAGUUCACACCUGAGCGGUUCCUCGGUCACGAGGUGCACACGGAUAGAACGGCAAUCUACGGCUCGAGGCAUCAGGCUCGGCUUCCUAAUUGCGGCGACCGUUAUUCACUCCAGUCGAGGUGUACCCCACGGCCUUGCCCAUUCGGUCAAGGUGAUGGAAGCAAAGGCCGAAGACGACGGGGCAGAGAAUGGAGGGAGCACCGCCACACGAAACACGGGAAGCAAUGCCUCAGAAGGCGGUGCCUCAGCCGGUCCCAGCGCAGGGCCUUCCACCGCAAACCAGGUGAACCACCGAUACGCACUGAGAGGCAAGAAACCUGCUGUGGAACCGCAGCAUGAAGGCCAUCCCGACUUCAGGGCCGGUCCGUCAAACGCCGAGCAGACACCGCCGGAAUUCAAGACUCCGCCACCGAAAGGAAACACCACCGGCCGGCGCAAAAAGGCUGGCGCUAAAGACAAAGUGGCCUUUGACAUGAUUCCUGAGAAUUCUCUGGUGUCGACAAAGGAAGACCAUGCACCCGCGCCAGCUUGUCAUCAGACUCAAGAGAUAGUUCACCCGGAGCCGUUCCCGAACCCAUCUGCUGCCGACACCAAAGCAGCAGGACGUUUGCCCAGGCCGAAAACCAGUGCAGAGCCGAAAGCCGGCGCAGAGAAGCUGCGUGACGAAAAUCCGGCCCCUGCAGAGAAGCAUACCGGCCUUGGAGAAACGGCGGCCUCUGCAAGCUCUGGCCGCAAGACAAAAAGGCUCUUGCGUAGAGACACGUUCGGGGCGUGUUUCUACUUGCCUCCGGGCGAUGGGUUCGAGGUCCCAGAGAGCAGUGACAAGCAAGCCAAUUCGUGAGGAGUCAUUCACUUUUUUGAAUAAAGGCGUCGUCGCUGGAGUGGUGCAGAA
Messenger RNA from Rhipicephalus microplus (southern cattle tick), 1001 nucleotides. RefSeq lists its product as uncharacterized. Lineage: Eukaryota; Metazoa; Arthropoda; Arachnida; Ixodida; Ixodidae. The record is from RefSeq and is a predicted model, not a curated record.